Molecule: messenger RNA, 879 nt
Organism: Aureobasidium subglaciale EXF-2481
Lineage: Eukaryota; Fungi; Ascomycota; Dothideomycetes; Dothideales; Saccotheciaceae
Exons: 5
Coding region: 63-431 (122 amino acids)
Biological process (GO): protein folding; chaperone-mediated protein complex assembly
Cellular component (GO): cytoplasm; prefoldin complex
Molecular function (GO): protein-folding chaperone binding
Source: RefSeq, a predicted model, not a curated record
UUUCCAUCAGACUGUCCCACUUAAGACAUAACACACACUCUCACACACAUACACAACCCAACAUGGCAUCUCCUGAACAGCAAAAGCAGCUACAAGCUCUGUCUGAUGACUACUCCUCCCUCCAGAACGAAUUGCAAACCACUGUUGCAGCCAGACAGAAGCUAGAAUCUCAACAACAAGAGAACAGGGGUGUCAAAAGUGAAUUCGCAAACCUUGACGAUGAUGCCAAUAUCUACAAGCUCGUUGGACCUAUCCUACUAAAGCAAGAGGUGUCCGAAGCAAAGAGUACUGUUGACGGACGAUUGGACUUCAUCCAGAAUGAAAUCAACCGCAUCGAGAAGCAAAUCUCAGACAUUCAAGAAAAGAGCGAGGAAAAGAAGAUGGCUGUCUUCCAACUUCAGACUGAUAUCCAGCAAACUGGUCAAGCAUGAGAGCAUAAACCCACUGCAAUCACAAUGUAGUGCCACCAGAAGCAUUGGAUGUCAAGCUGCAGCAAGAUUCGAAAGUAGGCACACCCGGCCUUCUCUGAGCGUCGACUAAUGCGUAAGCUGAGGACGGUGUCUCUGGAAGAUGCCGCUCCAGACUUGUGACGACAGCCUAAACGGGUGCUAUCUCUAACAGACGCUGCAUCUGAGUGCCCAAAAGAUACCAAAAGAUACAAAUUCGGUGAUGGGAACGAAGCUGCUGGUCACAGAGGAGCAAAGGCGUACUCGGCUGAGGUAUGUCAAACGAAACACACGGCGUGUCAAUAGUCAGUUGUCAAACAAUUAUAUGCACGACUACCCAUUUUCUCCUCACAAUUUUCACACAAAAGUGAUACAGGGCAAAGAUAAGUAAUGGCGUGAAUGUGUUUUUAAUUAUCAUUUUCUAUCAUUUCCG